This is a messenger RNA of Aspergillus homomorphus CBS 101889, 1123 nucleotides long. RefSeq lists its product as uncharacterized. The coding region runs from base 117 to 1097 and encodes 326 amino acids. The record is from RefSeq and is a predicted model, not a curated record. The transcript has a single exon. Lineage: Eukaryota; Fungi; Ascomycota; Eurotiomycetes; Eurotiales; Aspergillaceae.
UCGAGAUACCAGUUAUAAAUAGGCCCAUGUCGAGCCAAGAGGGUUAAAAUCAAUCCUCAAAUAUCAAACACUCGUACCAGACAGAUCUAGUUGCACUCCAAAUAACCAUCCCAAUCAUGGCUUCAUUUGAGUACUCCGCAGAUCAGCGGAUCGACAUUGCCUGGGUUUUCCAGGUAGUCAACCAUCUUGAGGAGAACGGGGUCCCGGUGGGUCUGAUGAAUCGCUGCUUAUUCAGGGCGAGGGUAGAGGAGGACCGACUUUAUAUGGACCCGACCAUUGAUUUGGACGUUCCAGACGACCUUCUGGGAGAAGCCGUGAAAGUUCUGCGGAAUGCCAAAUUCGACGACCGGCCCCGUGCAUGGAAGGAGACUCGCAAGCUCAUACCCUGUCAGGCCGUAUCGGCUUAUCAGGGGUGGUUCGUGCCGGCCCACGCGUUCUAUGUGCGGCGGGGUCCGUUUGAAGAUGGCGAUGCCCGGCUCUGGGAGCAGCACGACGAGGGCUUCGAUUACGAUUCAGUGGUCAACCGGAGGGGCGAUGUCUUGCUCCAGCUAUUCCGACAUAGCGACUACCUCUGGAAUCUGCCAGCACCCACGCUGGGGCCGCCGGCCCCAGACGACCGUUUCUACGAUCUGAUCACCCUCGACGAGUCGACGGCUGGUGGUAGUACUGGUGGUCUGACCGCCAAGGGGAUCCGGUUGGCGCGAUACGCCGAAUCAAUGGUCUUGUUGUGCCUACGCGACAAGACCUCCAUCUCGGCGGGACCGUGGGAUAUCGUCUGGCCGCAGCUGCAGAAUAUGGCGCGCGAGGGCCACGAGGAGCAGGCGUCCUGGUGGGCGGUCUCGGCCUUCCGGCCCUUUUUCCAGGAGCUAUGGCGGCAUGUGCUACUCAAGCCGGAGCCAGGCCAGGAGCCGUCCACUUCUCCACCCUCUGCGGAGUGGAACCGGAAUUACAGGGAGAUCAUGGACAAGAUGGAAGCCACGUUGACUGAACGCGGGCUUUUACCCGAUUCGCCUUUCCCGAUGUUUCCUGUCUCUCGCAUGGCCCCAAUCCUCCACUCGGUCUACGAGGAGGAAUUGUUUGAGAGUGAGGAUCCCUAGACUUUCUUUGGUCUGGGUCGGAGAAC